Molecule: messenger RNA, 1098 nt
Organism: Cydia fagiglandana
Lineage: Eukaryota; Metazoa; Arthropoda; Insecta; Lepidoptera; Tortricidae
Product: ceramide synthase 5-like
Exons: 7
Coding region: 1-1098 (365 amino acids)
Biological process (GO): ceramide biosynthetic process
Cellular component (GO): membrane
Molecular function (GO): DNA binding; sphingosine N-acyltransferase activity
Source: RefSeq, a predicted model, not a curated record
AUGCUUCGCUCGGUUUUGGACGUGUUUUGGGACGAGGAUGUGUGGUUGCCGCCGAACACUUCAUGGACAGAUGUGGCCCCAGGGCCGAACAAGAAAGUUACAUACACUGACCAUUGGGAUGUAUUGCUAACAAUUCCAAUGGCAUUCAUGCUUAUGGCGCUGCGUUUCGUGUUACAUAAUUAUGUAUUUGUACCAUUUGGCAAGUCAAUAGGCAUUAAAUACACUAGAAAUAAGAAGGCAUUCCCAAACUACAAGCUGGAAGCCGCUUACACGGCCGAUCCCGCCAUAACCCAUAAUAUUUAUUUAUUGUGUGUACUAUUUCAGAUAUCCGCAUUAUCAAAACAGCUGGACAUGUCCGAGCGGCAGAUCCAGCGCUGGUGGCGCCACCGCCGUCUCCAGGACAAGCCGUCAGUGCUGGUCAAGUUCUGUGAGAGCGCCUGGCGGAGUACCUACCUUCUGUAUAGUCUCAUGUUCGGAUUGUACGUCUUGUGGGAUAAGGAGUGGCUGUGGGAUAUUGACUACUGUUUCAUCGGGUAUCCACAUCAGGGCAUAUCCAACGACCUGUGGUGGUACUACAUGACUGCAUUCGCGUUCAACUGGUCCCAAGCGUUCACACUACAGUUCGACGUCCGACGGAAGGAUCACCGCCAGAUGACCGUGCACCACGUGACGUCACUCUUACUGCUGUACUUGAGCUGGGUGUGUAACGCACACAGGACGGGAUCCUUAGUGUUACUUAUUGGUGAUUGCUCGGAAUUGUUACUCGAGGCGACAAAGACGGUGAGGUAUGCCAACUACGAGAGAACGAGUAUCUGCAUGUUUGUCGUCUUUGGCUUGCUCUGGGUCGCGACUAGGCUUACGUUCUAUCCCUACAUUUUAUGGAGCAUACCAAACCGCGCAGCGUUAUACGUACGCAGGUUCCCCAUGGUGUACGUUUUCCUAUUCCUGCUCUGCGUACUUAUGGCUUUGAACGUGUAUUGGACGUGGUUAAUCCUACAAGUCGCAUACAAGGCAGCCGUGCAUGGAGAGACAAAGAAAGACAUCCGCAGUUCAAGUUCUGAAAUCAGCGACAACUCCGACCAAGGCACAACCAACUGA